GAUCUCUCUCUCUCUCUCUCUCUCAAACACACAAAUAGGUUGGAGGAAAACAGACAAGGAGGGAAAAGGCAAGCAAACGCAGAGAAAUCCAGUCUUUCUUCUUUCUCUAAUUUGAUUUCUGGACUGAGCAAAAAGAGGGGGAAGAGGAGCACACAUCCCUUCCACCCCCACCUCUCAAAAACACACACACACACACCAAGGAGAAAGCAGCACACAGGGCUAGGCCGCAAGUCAUUAGUUCUUGGUGGACAAGCACCGACAAAAGGCUGGAGGGAGAAGCCUGCAUGAGGGAAACCUCCACAGGAACUAUGGUGGGCUGAGAGGACGAGACAGCGGCUUUUUCAAGCUAUUCUUGUGUUUGUUUUAAACACAGAAGAAGAGAGAUUACUCCCGUGCAUUGUGUUUUUUUUUUUUCCCCCCAUGGGAGUGCAGGCAGUCCACAUCGCCUCUUCCCCCAUGGCCACACGAGAGUGAUGUUGUCGUUUUGCGGACAUCGACAUGUUUCCCUCGAUAUGGAAUUUCUUCAUUGUGGGGCAAAAUGCUGCUGCCGCCGCUGCUGAGAGGAUUACAGCAUGAUACUGGAGCUGGAGCUGUGUCUGCAGCCUCGCAAGAUCUAGAGCGAGAAAAGGAUUUAUUUAUCUCCCAGUGAGGGGCAGCCACAGACACAAGAGGUGCCUCGGCUGAAGCGUGACAGCGAUAGACUGGGCAGCUCGAGCAGGAUUGGCUUCAACCAUUUCUCAGGGACUUCCGGAAAAAAAAAAAAAGGAAAAAACAACGCACGAUUCGGAUAAAAUACGAAGAAAACGGUGGUACAGAAACCACCGGGAAUGCACAACUUAAAGUUGUCACACUGAGACUGUUUCCAGGUCAUAGUGGAGUAGGAGGAGACAUAAAUGUUUUUUGUUUUUUUUGUUGACACCCUCAUCCUCAAUGCUAAAGCCUAUUUUACUGUCAUUAAUAUCUGCUUGUUAAACCGGAGGACGUUUUUUUGUUUUGUUUUUGCUGUUCAACCAUUAAAUACUCUUCAUGAGUUAAUGAGAGUACAAACAAGCAGAAAAUAUUGAUUCUCUGGAGGUAAAGGGGAAACAAACAAGCUGGACUUUUGAUGUUUGUGUUACCUUGACAGCAACCAGAAAUCUUGGCUGCCUGUCCCAUUUUCUUCCUCGGUGGUUCGGUUACCAAGCGAUGGCCAUGGUGAGUGGGGGCUGGGGAGAUCCCAAUGGGGGCACGAACGGGUUGGGGGACAAGAGCUACCUUCGGGGCGAGGAGGAGGACGGUUCCCCUCAGGCGGGAGGGAGCGACAUGGAGGCCGGAGACGACGACAAGGCCUGCGUGGUGGACUGCGUGGUCUGCGGGGACAAGUCCAGCGGGAAACACUACGGCGUGUUCACCUGCGAGGGCUGCAAGAGCUUCUUCAAGAGGAGCGUCAGACGAAACCUCAGCUACACGUGCAGGUCAAACAGAGAGUGUCAGAUCGACCAGCACCACAGGAACCAGUGCCAGUACUGUCGACUAAAGAAGUGUUUCCGUGUUGGCAUGCGCAAAGAAGGUAUCUGUCUCGCCAUGGGGAUAGAUAACAUCUGUGAACUGGCUGCCCGGCUGCUUUUCAGCACUGUGGAGUGGGCCAGAAACAUCCCGUAUUUCCCCGAGCUUCCUGUUUCAGACCAGGUGGCCCUGCUGAGGCUGAGCUGGAGUGAGCUCUUCAUCCUCAACGCAGCCCAGUCGGCUUUGCCGCUCCACAUGGCUCCCCUGUUGGCGGCGGCCGGCUUUCACUCCUCGCCCAUGUCUGCAGAGCGAGUGGUUUCCUUUAUGGACCAGGUGAGGGUGUUCCAGGAUCAGGUGGACAAGCUUACCCGUCUGCAGGUGGACUCAGCUGAGUACAGCUGUCUCAAGGCCAUCGCACUGUUCUCACCGGACGCCUGCGGUCUAACAGACCCGGUCCACGUGGAGUCUCUGCAGGAGAAGGCUCAGGUGGCUCUGACAGAGUAUGAGAGGAUGCAAUACCCGAGUCAGCCUCAGCGCUUCGGACGCCUGCUCCUGCGCCUCCCUGCCCUGCGCGCCGUCCCCGCCAGCCUCAUCUCGCAGCUCUUCUUCAUGCGCCUGGUAGGAAAGACCCCCAUCGAGACGCUGAUCCGCGACAUGCAGCUCUCCGGAAGCUCCAUCAGCUGGCCGUAUGUCCCGGGACAGUAGCUCCCCACCCUGACGGACGAGGUCUCCGUUUGGGAUCAGUGACGAUAAGGACCCACAGGAAACCUCCUGACUCAUCGCCUUCCAUCUGUGUGGUUAUGAAACUGCAGAUCCAGCUGGCCGUCAUACGUACUGUACUGUAACCGCUCUAUUCCCUUUCAUGAAACGAGUCCUCCGUCUCCUGAGAAGAGAGGAGACAGUGCCAGGUUGGAUCUGUCUUGUUGCCAGCUAGCUCGUUCUGGUGCCAGAUCUCAGGCCAGAGACCAGAUCCUCAUGCUGGGUCCCGAUAUGGUCGCCACAGCCAGUCAUGUACCACCCACAUGCUACAGUGACAAAAGACGCCGCAGUUUUCAUGUAGAGGGCAGCAGCACCCUGCUACAAACACAUCUAGAGGACAAAACUGUCCCGCCACCGAAACUCUGGGCUCAUUUUUCAUGGCUCACCAUUUGUGAUACAGUGAUCUUUUUAUCCACACAACUGAAAACAGUCCAAGACGAUAUUGUGAAUAGAAAAGGAGCUAAAUGAACUGUUUGAAGUGUCGGGAGGCUGUGGGCAUACGGUGGAAUGAAAUAAAACAUAGUAAGAGAAAACUAUAAACUCACUGAGAAAGAACAAUUCAAGUGGAAGAGAAUGAGAAUAAAACAAAGAAAAAAAGUCACCAAAGUCUAUCAAAACAUCCUCAGAGAUGGUUUUUAAAAUAUGAAGUACACAAAGCAGAGAGAAGGACAUGAACCGACUCUCUUUGACUGCCUGACCAUCAAGUGAACAAUGCAUUUACAUUCAUCCCCAGGGCUCACUGUUGCUGUAUUGAGAGACGAUUGGAGAAAAGAAAAAAAAAAUGAAUUGACAUGAGAGCGGACUAUUACCUCACAAGACAUCAGAAUGCUUUAGUCUGAUAUUUCCUAAACACAAACCUCUGUAAAUGUUGUUCACCAGAAACCGCCUUCUUUUUGACAACUGCCUUGUUAUUCAGUAAGCAACAAUUCUGAGCAUUGCAAACAUUCGUAAUGUAUCUUUCAAAAAAUCACAAAUCCACUUGCAUUUGGACUAUUGGUUUUGAAUGGCUUAAUACGGUGAAUGCAACUAUUGUGUAUUGUUUGGAUGUUUAUUUCUUUAUUGGGUAUCGGCAGGCUGACAUCAACUCGGGUACUAGUACAACAAUUCAAGAUAUGAUUUAGCAACAAAUCAAGUUGGUGGUUGAGAGAGUUGAAACCAACACUACCAGUUAAAUACCAGUUUACGUUGAUCAAUGCUGUUUCUGGGGUAUUGAUCCCUCGAAUCAAGUAUUGAAAUGUGUAUAUAUAUUGAAGCCAACUUUGUCUUUUUGCAUGUUCAAAUGUUGUUUUCGAUCUCUGCUAAGUUGAGACAGUUUGAUUAUUUUCUAUUUCGUAAUUCGAGGUUCAUUUAAACAUUUUAAGUAUUGCUUUCACUGUUAACUUCUAAAUGUUUUUCUAUUUGUAUUUACAUGAAAAUACCUCUUACAUCUGUUCAGAUGUCAAAAAAGAAGAAGCUUACCUUCAUGCCAUUACAGCUGACGUGAUAAAGAGAUGUUCAUGCUCUCAUCUACAAACACCUGAGUGAGUCUCUGCUGCUGUGAGACGAUGCUGUAAUGGAUGAGAAAUCUGGUGGGGAAAAAACUGUUCAUGGAAUAUAUUCAAUGCCAAAACAUCACAAGAAAAAGCAGACAGGCCUUUAUUUGCUGGUCCACCAGGAUUUACCUCAAACUGGUAUUUCAAGAUGCAAGUUUACGUAAUGUUGAAGGAUAUAUUUGAGAGUAAAGAGCUUAAUUACACUCUGCAUUUAUGACUGAUGUAGCUCUGCUUCUUGAUCUACCACCAGGCCUUCUGAAAAUUGUUUGGAGUUCCUUCUUUACAUCCAAUCAUGUCAUCACAAAAUAAAAGAUAAAUAUACGAUACAUGUUUUCUUAUCUUUGUGUUACCCAGUUCUUAAAUUUCUAAAGUUUUCUGUGUAUGGCAAUGUUAUUAAAAGAAUAAAAAGAUAACCGUG
Molecule: messenger RNA, 4194 nt
Organism: Labrus mixtus (cuckoo wrasse)
Lineage: Eukaryota; Metazoa; Chordata; Actinopteri; Labriformes; Labridae
Product: nuclear receptor subfamily 2 group F member 6-like
Exons: 6
Coding region: 1186-2190 (334 amino acids)
Biological process (GO): anatomical structure development; negative regulation of transcription by RNA polymerase II; cell differentiation
Molecular function (GO): zinc ion binding; nuclear receptor activity; RNA polymerase II cis-regulatory region sequence-specific DNA binding
Source: RefSeq, a predicted model, not a curated record